Chanos chanos (milkfish) is the source of this 1271-nucleotide messenger RNA. RefSeq names its product Bet1 golgi vesicular membrane trafficking protein-like (gene bet1l). The coding region runs from base 193 to 525 and encodes 110 amino acids. Lineage: Eukaryota; Metazoa; Chordata; Actinopteri; Gonorynchiformes; Chanidae. The record is from RefSeq and is a predicted model, not a curated record. The transcript is spliced from 4 exons.
CAGCCUGAAUUAUUCGUUCGUCAGCUGAGCUUUCUUCCUUGCGCAGAAUCUAGUAAAUAUUUUCCUGAGAUUUUACGUCACAUAUGUAAGGGUAUCAGACUUUUUACGACAUUAAAACAUAAUUUGUUUGUCCACUAAAUACAGUAUACUCUUUAACAUAGAAAAGAGGCUAGCCCGAACUCCUCUACUAAAAUGGCUGAUCCGUGGAAUAGGGGACAUGGGGCCGUGGAUGAGAUGUUGGAUGCCGAGAACAAGCUUCUGGCCGACAACCUGGCAAAUAAAGUGUCAAGGCUGAAGUCGCUGGCUUUCGACAUUGACAAAGAAGCUGAAGAACAGAAUUCCUACUUGGAUGGCAUGGAUUCCAACUUCUUAAGUGCCACAGGACUAUUGACGGGAAGUGUGAAGCGGUUUUCCACAAUGGUGCGCUCUGGCAGAGACAAUCGCAAGAUUCUGUGUUAUGUGUCUGUGGGACUUGUUCUUGUAUUUUUCCUGUUAUAUUAUCUUGUCACAAGAGUUCAAAAUUGAUUUGCAAGGACCUUUUUGAUGACACUUUCUGUAGAGGAAAUUAUUCUAAAUUUUCUCAGUUUUAUGAGAAAUCAUAUGAUCUUAUACUGAUUCCCACUCACUGUUUACAUUAAGGGCUGUAUUUUAAUGAAGUUGUUAGCUUGUUUCCUUCUAACAGUGAAACUGGAAAUGGAUGACUAUUUGUUGAGGUUAUGACGUGGCUGGUCAUACGUGUUUGCUCUUUAUGUCAUGGUUAAGUAAGUUUUAAGGCUCGACCAUAAUGGCUAUGACUGAAGUUACCAGCCAUAAGUUAUUUUGCAGUAGAGAGAUUGCAACAAAGAGGUCAUUACAAAAGGUUUAUUGGAAUUGGAAUUGGAAUUGACAGAGAAGAUACCAAAAAAGUUAUGAAUCAUGGGAUAUGCACUUUACAGUAACGGCAUCACUAUAUAGGAGUCCCCUGGUUGGGGAAUCUGAUUAUUUUUCCCUGUCUGUUUCCACUGAACAAGGUACCUAGUUAUUUUGAGAAAUGGCAUAACUAGUGUGAUGCUCAGUGCACUGUAAUUGCGCUCCCUAAUUUUAUCAAAGGACCAGUUUUAGUUGUCAUUCAUUUUAUGUUUUACUUGUGUCUCUGCACACGCAUUUAAAUUACAAAUUAUAAUCUAAAUAGCAAAAUUCGUUAACAUUUCGCACGGAUGGACAUUACAUGGUAUUAAACAGUAAAGUGUAAGUGCGUAUUAACAUCACAAGAAUGCUUCGAUUCCCCUUGU